Protopolystoma xenopodis is the source of this 276-nucleotide messenger RNA. NCBI's taxonomy places the organism in Eukaryota, Metazoa, Platyhelminthes, Monogenea, Polystomatidea, Polystomatidae. The record is from the annotation of a GenBank genome assembly.
AUGCUUUUUUGUCGCGAAAGUGUAGCUGGAAUGGGUAGUCUGUCGACUCAAGUAUCAUACCCAAUCGGCUAUCUUCGUAAAAGAGCAACAUUUCUCUUCGACAUUGUGCCUCCUCUUGUUCAACCAACUGCCUCUCUAUCCCGUGUCUUCCCGCUCACUGCUUCUUUUCAUGUCAUUUGGGACGGAAUGAAGCCACUCAACCUUUUUGGCGUUAGUAAUACAUUUUUUAAGUGGCCAUCAGCAGCCUGGUUCCGACUGGCUUUCGUAUUCCAGUGA